Messenger RNA from Humulus lupulus (European hop), 542 nucleotides. RefSeq lists its product as uncharacterized. NCBI's taxonomy places the organism in Eukaryota, Viridiplantae, Streptophyta, Magnoliopsida, Rosales, Cannabaceae. The transcript is spliced from 2 exons. Bases 42 to 443 code for a protein of 133 amino acids. The record is from RefSeq and is a predicted model, not a curated record.
AUUUAGAGACUGGGCAACUUGAGUCCAUCCCGGAUAGCUGGAUGGAUACUCACCAUAAAUCAGGCACAAGGUGGGUGACAGAGACAGCCAAAAAUACUUGGGAGGAAUUGCGUGCAUACCGCGACACACAGCAGACACAGGCAACUGAUACUGAGAGUUCCACACCAGUUUCGAGUGCGCCUAAAGAUGAAGACAUAUCUUUGGUACAAACUGUCUUCGGAAAACGACGGGGCCACCAGAAAGGAUAUGGACGUAUCCUUAACAUAAGGGGUCGAACUCCAUUUGAUUUUCGUCCUUCACAAACUAGAGAUGAAGAGUUGUCUGAGAUGAGAGAGCGUCUUCGACAGUUAGAGGAGCAUGUCCGGACUCAUUGUAUCACCCCGGGAUCUCAAUGUGCCCCACCACCACCCGAUGAUCCCGAUGUUGGAGCACCGACUCAGUAGGACUUAUGUAUGAAUUUUAUUACAAUUGACUAUUACAUUAUCAUGUUUAAGACAAUUCUUUAUUUUGAUUCAGCGAACAUACUCUUAUGUUUUUAUUUA